AUGUCUGAACUGCGUAAACGCCAGGAUCCUGGCAAAGUCGCUGAUACGGACCCUCAGAAUGUUCUGCCCCGAAGUACUUCUGUACUGUCUUCUGUGCUGUCUGGAUUCGACCGUCCCCGUCUUGUAAUCCUGAUAUUUCUUGCUGCCUUUGCAGCUUGGUUCCUAUCCCCCGAGGAACCUUCGUCACUCUCGCAUUCAUACGCAGUUUGCUCCUCAUCAGGUGCUCGUAUUUACACUGUGGAUCAUGCCGUGCCAAACGCCCAGUGCCUUGUUGUGGAUGGGUCUUUAAUACUGGACAUUGGUUCAUUGGAUGAUAUUAUGGUACGUUGGGUUGCCAGAGGUCGCCUCCGCUCUUCUCUUCGAAUACGUUAUUUGGACAAAUCUUCGAUCGUGGUUCCGGGACUAAGCGAUUCACAUGCACACAUUCUCGAAUACGGUGCAAGUAAGCAACUUCUUCUUGAAAGUGCCAAGACGAUCAAAGAUACAGUUGCACUCGUCCGACAACAUAUUUUGGACAACAAUGACAUACUCAAUGACCCUUCAAAAAUUAUUGAAGGUUGGGGAUGGGACCACACUUCCUGGCCAGUGGAAGAAUGGCCAACCUCGGACGAUCUAGAUAUGGACCCGAUAAUCCGCGGCCGGCCAGUCAUCCUACAAAGCAAGGAUGGCCAUGCAUUGUGGCUCUCGAAGAAGACUUUUGCAUUGAACUCUCCAUGGCCAUCAGAAAUAGAAGGUGGUGUCAUUAUGAAAGAUUCAUCUGGCAAUCCAAGCGGUGUUAUUCUUGACAAAGCCCAAGACCUUUUACAGAAACCAGAUCCGACUGAACAGGACUUAUUGAGACGUUUCGACGCCACGGUCAAAGAUGUCUUGUCUCAUGGUUUAACCUCCGUCCAUGAUGCGGGGUUCAAGCCUAUUUCGCUCGAAUUUUUCACAAGACAGGCGGCGGCAGGAAAUCUUCCCUUUCGAAUUUAUGGGAUGAGAUAUUUCAAUGAAAACGAUCCUUACUGGGGAAAUCUCUCAGAACCUAUUAUCAAUGCGGGCGAUGGCAGGCUAAAUGCUCGCAGUGUCAAGAUCUUUGCUGACGGUAAGACGCAUAUCUUUGGCCGUGUUUGUGUCUUUCUUGAUGUCUCUCAGCUCCACGAGCCGUAUCAUGACAAUCCCCACACGAAGGGAUUCAUGCGUGUGGACCCCAAAGUCUUGACUGAUGUUGUACCCAAAUUUUUAAGAGACGGAUGGCAGGUUAACAUCCAUGCAAUUGGGGACUACGCCAACGGUGUGGUUCUGGACACAUUCGAGGCUGCCUUGAAGGACGUCGAUGUAACUGCACUCAGACCUCGCCUAGAACAUGCCCAAAUUCUGACGCAAAGUGACCUGGAACGUGUCGGGAAGCUUGGAGUAAUUUCAAGCAUUCAACCUACGCAUGCCAUCAGCGAUAUGUGGUUUGCGGAAGAACGUCUUGGUUCUGAGCGAGUAAAGGGUUUAUAUGCCUUCCGCUCCUUACUCGACCACGGCUCUCGGCUCGCCAUUGGCUCUGACUUCCCGGUGGAAGACAUGAACCCGCUCGCUGGGUUCCAUGCAGCCAUUACGAGACUAUCACCUGAAGGACAAUCGCCCAAUGGCCCGUCGGGAUGGUUUCCAGAACAACGGCUGACUCGCAUGGAAGCCUUGAGAGGCAUGACGAUCGAUGCUGCAUAUGCUUCAUUUAGCGAAGACAGCCUGGGUUCUCUUGUUCCAGGAAAACGGGCAGACUAUGUGGUGCUAUCACAAGACAUCAUGACUGUUCCUGUCGAUCAAAUUCUGAGCACCAAAGUUCAAGCCACGGUGAUCGAUGGGCGUGUCGCCUUUGGACAGGUUUAA
Messenger RNA from Suillus fuscotomentosus, 1857 nucleotides. Its product is annotated as amidohydrolase family-domain-containing protein. Lineage: Eukaryota; Fungi; Basidiomycota; Agaricomycetes; Boletales; Suillaceae. The transcript is spliced from 15 exons. Gene Ontology annotation, molecular function: hydrolase activity, acting on carbon-nitrogen (but not peptide) bonds. The record is from RefSeq and is a predicted model, not a curated record. The coding region runs from base 1 to 1857 and encodes 618 amino acids.